AUGGUCAACCAAGUAAGUCCCUCGAUCCGGUGAGCACUUUCCUUUUCCCAGAGCAUUUAGCCCAUUGCUGACUACAAGGACCAUUGCUACUACCGAGAACAGUGUAACAUGCUCUUGGCUUGAAUUAUAGCUAGGAAAACUUGCCCAACAUUCAUCUUUUCCUCCUGGACCCGGGUUAGGUAAUGGCUGACUUCGCGUAGAGCCACGCAGCAUUGCUGGGCCACGGACUCGCGCCCUGUCGGCUACGGUCAGAGCACGCAUAGUCACAUAAGAUUGCCGCUUGUCGACCUAUCACGGUGGUACGAUGACCGUGACCCGUUCCUUUAAUACCUUGGAGUUACGACCUAAGGCCCACGCGGAAGGUGCCUGUAAUUUGCACCCUCACUUUUAUUGAUUCCGCCUAACAGUUGGGUUGUUUUGUGCACUCUGCCGCGCUCACUUUGAUUUUGAGCCGAUUUUACUUGCAGGCCUAUCAGCACUACUGCAGCAACCAGUCCCUCUCCGCCUCCUUCCCGGAUCUCUUCGGAUACGCUGAGGACGAAUUCGACGACUGUCGGGAGCGUCUUGAUGUGGUUAUCGAGCAGGCCCUCUCUGGCCUUAACUUCAAUCUUACCAUCCAGGAGGACACGGUGAGAGGCCUUUUCUCCUUUUUUAUGCGGACCUACUCAUUUUCGCGUUUUCAUUUCCCAUUCAUUGGUUGCUUUAAUUUUGGGCUGUAUGUAUUGAUGCACAUGCUUCAAGUCUGUCCCUGAUUCUCUUAAUGGCGCCUGAUAGAGUACUGCAGAUCGUGACCCCCUAACUUUUGCUGCUCAGCUUGACUGUCGAUUCCAUUUUAGGUGAACAAUUCUCUAUUUGAGCAAGCAUGCAACGAACUUAUCAUCGCCGAAGGCGGCGAAGAGGUGGGUGACGAGUCGGUUGGGCUGCCUAUUGUUUGCAUGGAGACCACUACUCCUACUCAACCUCGCUUGUCCAACCGCUCCACCGCCGAGGCAUCUACCUCCCCCAACGUUGAUGGUGAUCGUCAACGGGGUGGAAAAGAGGCAUCCUCUCCGAUCCUCUGUCGCCAACCCCUUGGCAAAACUUCAUUGGCGCAGAGUUUACCGACUGCGUCGGAAGUAUCUCAGGCACCUACUGAAGGCCACUUAAAGCAACUAUCGCUGGGUCGUCUGAAGGAGGUACGUCCUUCCUGCCUCCGCACUCCCCCCCCCUCGGACACGCUUCCAGCUUUUCAUACGUAUCACUUAGUAGUAGUAGUAGUAGUAGUAGUAGUAGUAGUAGUAGUAGUAGUAGUAGUAGUAGUAGAAGUAGUAGUAGUAGUAGUAGUAGUAGUAGUAGUAGUAGUAGUAGUAGCAGUAGUAGUAGUAGUAGUAGUAGUAGUGACCGUGUUUUUUGUUGUCAGAAUGUGGAUAAUGCCAAGGGCUUCUGGUUUCUGCACGGUUGUAGGUUUUUAGCACUCCGACGGCCAGCACUGAGCAACCGCAGGAAAACUCAUCGGCGCCAACUACGGAGGAAGAUGAACAGGAUAGAUCCUAUGGGCAUCUACGCGAGGCCUCCCGACGUGGCGAUGAGGCCUUGCCCGACUUUGCCUCCUAUUCCUCCUCCGUAGACACUGCUCCGACGAUCGCUGUCACGCCUUCGCGACUCUCAUCUCCCGGCCGCACUCCCCACCUUGAUCCGCAUGCCGAGAGGCACGCUCCGGAUUCCCUUGUCUCCUCUCCGCCCCUUUCGCCUUCCCCCACGAAGGAAUUGCAUCCUCGACUCGGUAUGCCAUCUCCUCUCCCCCCAUUCAUACUUACGAGUUCUUGUUUACCUUGUGAGAAAUUUUCGUUCAUGCUAUCUCUCUCUCUCUCCUGCCAACACGACAGAUGGCUUUCGUCUAUCGUGUGCUGACUGGCCAUCCGGGGGCCACAACAAGUUGUGGUAUGUGCAUCACGAAUUUGAGCUAUGCUCACGACAUUGCGGUGCUGGCGAACUCCUUUGUGUCCCAGCCACUUGCGAAGGCAGCCAAAGUGGACUUGAAAGCAAGCCUCUUUGAGGAGGUGUAUGACGAUUGCCUCGGGUUGCGCAGUCGCGAUACUUUCUGGCUAUUCGGCAUCCUCUACUCCUUUAGGCCCAGAAAUUUGCCAAUGACGCAAAUCAGGGAUAGAAGCAACUGAUAUUAUUGACAAAGACAAGGGAGACUGGAGUGGCCAUUUCUGGCUUAUUAGCCGUCGUCAGCCAGUCAUAUCCAACCCAGAUCGGUGAGCGCCCCCUACCAUUGUAUAUUCCCGAUUGAAAACCGACAGGGCAACGGACUCGUGGCUCAGUAGUUAGAGGCGUGGACUUCUAACAAACAGGUCGCGAGUUCGAGCCUCGGGUGUGCCACACUUCGGGGUUGGGUAUGACUGGCUGACGACGGCUAAUAAGCCAGAAAUGCUAUUCCAGUCUCUCUUGUCUUUGUCGGUAAUAUCAUUCUGCCUAUAUCAUGCGCCGCUGUGCGGCUGCUGGUUGGGCUCGAGAGAGAGUCUAUAAGGCACAACGGAACGAGUGAGUUCCGUAAGUACGAUCGGUGAGCGCCCCCUACCAUAGAAGCAACUAUUGGAUCAGCCGGGUGCGCACUGUCUUCGUCCGACCUCGUACUGCGUGCACCUUUCAUUGUUGUGUUCAUGUCCACCCUAGUCAACCUCGAUGAUGUUGCAGAUUGUAUCCUUCCACGCCUCACGAUGUGCAGUAGUGAAUCUGCAGGGUUCGGCCCACACCGACAAAUACGGAAUACAGACGGCUGUACAGAUCUACCAGCAAUUUCAACUAAUUCAAGCGCAAAUCACCGUUACCGCUCUCAACUUGCUCUGCAGCAGACAGUGGACAUAGUUGGAAUUGACGGUCGAACUGUCGUGUGUACAUGGACGAGAGUUCAGCCACGUCAACCUCCCCCCCCCCACCCCACCCCACCCACCCACCAAUCAACAGUCCUUUAAUCAGAAGACGAAAAUGUAAUCACUGGAACAAGAAAUUUAUUGGCCUGGCGUUUCGGAUUCUCACUCGAAUCCAUCAUCAGAGACAGUCGCAGAUCAAGUCCUUUAAUCAUUUGAACGCACUGAUUGUGGGUAGACAGGGCGUCGCAGAUGUUACACAGGCCUCCACCACUAUUAGCCGAGUUCGUAGACAAGUCGUCGCUGUGUUGUCCUCGAGACCUUGGUGGUCCCGGUUCUUACACCACAACCCGUCUUGCAGCGCGCCUGUCUGUCCACGACUGCUUUUUCGUCAGACGCGAAUCAAAUUAUCUCCCAGGUGGACUUUACUGCUGGACGUUUCAGGUAGCUGAUAGUUGGGUCAACUGUCGGAUCCCAUCCUCUCAGAAUUCCUGCGACUCCGCCUCCCCCCCCCCAACUGCUCACUGUAACAUCAAAAGUAACUAAUGUUUUCCUCUUUUUUGCUCUCAGUUUCUAAUUUUGAUUUGUAGCCCUGGCUCCAGGCCCAACGCCGAGCAAUGGUCAGCCAAUCAUGUCCGUCGGUCGUGCUCGUCGGCUUUCAGCUUCCCCAACGGCCGAUCUCCCGCCCUGGAUUGAUAUGUUUGACGACUCGGAGAGCCCCAUGAUGCGAGGCAGCUUGAACGCAGCCAAUGAGGCCUCUGCUGACGCCCUGGCAGACACCACAGCGGAUUCCGUCCCGCCCUUGCGGUAUACCUCGCGAAAGUACACCUGGUCGGCACCGCCAUCUCCCGUGCGGGGACCCCGUUCGUCCACAGCCCCAGUGAAGGAGACUCGAACCGACCUGCAGCAUGUGGUUUCGUCUGAAUUGCCUGAUGCCGAUAGCUUUAUCCUUCCUCGGGUCCCGCUCCUCGCCAGCGAUCUCAAUUCACACUCCUCCGCUUCAAACAGUGUGAAGCCUGACCCAGCACGGUCGCCGGUCUCUGUAGCUGUUUGUUCUUCAACCUCUGAUGCGGUACGUUGUCUUUUCUUGAGCAUGGUGGUUCCUGUGCAUCCUUAACCACCCCACUCCCUCCUACUCCACCGGGGACAGCAGGGUUCAAUCAUCGUAGACAACGGCAGAAUGUACACUGAGGUCCCCUUACUCUCUGCUAAGUGAAGUUUCCUAUCGGAUACAGACGCGCCUGGACUGUUCACAAUCCGGUAGUUCGAUCGUCUCAAGCGAUGGCUUCCACGAUGUCGUUCCUGGUGGUCCGGGCGACUGCAGUGUCACAUCGUGUAACCAACAGCCAUCACUUCUGGUUGCCCCUGUUCGGGGACUCGGUUCUCGCUGAGAGCUGCAAUGUCGACUUUGUGGAGCGUCGCUUUUCGAGCAAAGAACAGCGUCGUUUUUUCUUCUGGCCGGUCGCUCAGCGGAUUGUCUGAAAAAGAACGAGCAUUCCAGGCCGCCAGAGUGAGCAGAGCCACUGCAGCAACCUGUGGAGUGGAGCGGAGACAAUUGUGACACAAGGGUUGUUAUUUGUCGUGAUUUUUCGACCACGAGUUUUACACAGUCAGCGGUCGACUCCAUGAACCCUAGAAAAACUGCCAUUUCUGCCAUCUCAUCUUGCCACCUUGUGUGACAAUCCUGGGGUUCUCUCUGAUAGCUUUUAGGUGAGGUAACUAAUGCAGCUUCUGAGAUAUGAUCUCGGUUGGGAAGAAUUGCUUAUGUGGUGCUGUAUGAUUGAGCAUCAUGAGAGAAAGCUAUAAGCUGAGCUAGGGACUAGAGGGUGGGGCUCCGUCACGUAAACGUGACCGGAGGUCGGCGUUUUGUCUAGCCGGAGUCCACUAGACCGACACCGGGUGCUAUUGGAUACGCAGUCGUAUGCAAAAAAAUGAAACGCAAACGAAGGAACGCUUCCGGUUACUCGACCUCCGCUGUGACCGACGAUAGUAACCCAAAGAAAAUCACAAAAAAACAAGCAGAUCGAAUCCAGGCUACUGAAAGCAGAUACAAUGCUUGACCGAUCUCAUGAAAUGUUGGCCGAAAUUCUGGAAUGCGUUUCCAAUUAUGAAGGAUUUCUUAAGUGGCUUUGUUAUACUGAUUAUCAUUCAGCAUAACCCUAUAGCAUUUCGGACUCGACUGGAUGUCGGCUUUUAAACGCACUUCUUUUUGAGCUCCUGCGGAAACCACACUCGGUAAAAAAUGGCCACUUAUGUAGCAUGCAUUUUUCCCAUCGAUUUUCGAUGGUCUUAUAAAUUCAAAUAUAUUUUAUAGAAAAUAUGCACAAAAUAUACUUUCUUCUGCUCAUUUAUAGGAAAUCACAUUAUCUUCAUAUUUUAUGCCUGAUGAAAGUGUGUAUUUAGAUUUUUAAAAAGUUUCCGGAUUCUCGAAUAAUUUUCAGCUCGAUCUGCCAUUACAUCGACGUUUAACAGUUUCAGUCUACAAGGUACACGCUUUACGCGUAAGGAAAAUCAUAUAUUCCUCUAUGCCUUUAAGAAGAUACCACAUAAAGUUCAUGACAUUUUGCAGUGGAUCCGGACUGUGUUGUACAAUUCAUGAGGAGCAUUAUUAAACAGACAUGUGCGGUGUUUCAUGCAUGGACAUCGCGCGGUCCUAAAAAUCUCAUACUUAUAAGCUUUUUAAAACCUAAAUAUACACUUUCUUCGGGCAUAAAAUAUGAAGACAAUGUGAUUUCCUACUAGCUGACCAUCGAAAGUCAAUUGGAAAAAUGCAUGCUACUUAAGUAGUCAUCUUUUACCGAGUGUGGUUUCUGUAGGAGGCCAAAAAGAAGUGCAUUCAAAGGCCGACAUCCAGCCGCGUCGGAAAUGUUAUAGGGUUAUGCUGCAUGAUAAUAAGUAUAACAACCCCCUUCCUGAUUGGAAACACAUUCCAAAAUUUUGGCUAACAUUUCAUGAGAUCGGUCACACGCUGUAAGUAGGCCACUACGCAAAGUUCAACCGAUCAGUUCAACAGUCAGUCCUACCACUGACGUUAUAUUUUAGGAUUUCAACGAAUGGUUCGUGAGCUGCACCAGGCUUUCCCCUCUUUGCUCCUUCUAAUUUCCUCCCGCCCCUUCUUGCCUGCCUUCCAACUCGGCAACACACUACUGUGCUCUUCUUUUUUUCACCACCAGAUUUCCGCAGCUCCCACCACCGCCACCUCGGCCUUGUUUGUGACCUACGACCAGGCGCCGGUCUUUGCCCUCCCCUCCUACAGCAUUCCGCGGCCCAUUCAACCCACAGUGCGAUCCCAUCGGCUCACCCGUAUCUCUCUUCCCAACGGUCAGAGGAUGGUUGGGCCAGGCGAUGAGGCCGCUGAUCCGGCUGCGGCGGCGACAGCAGUCCUCGAGACGACCAACUCUGCCUCCCCGACCUCCUUCCGCGCCGCAAUCAACACACCGGAGAUGGUGAUGCAGAUUCUCAACGGUACCGUGCCGGACUCUUCCCCCGCCGGCCGACGUCUGCCCGCCUCGCCCUCCUCAUCGGUGUUUGAAGACCGUUCCCGCGUCAAACGGCGAGUUGGCCGACUGACUGAUGGGGGAGAGGAGGAGGUGGGCUGUUACAGUCCCCAUCGGGGCGGGACCCUCUUUGGUCGCCCCGCUCUGUCAGCAGCUGUCACCAACGGCUCGCUGGAAUUGCCCCAGGGGGUCCUACUCAGUCGUAGGCCGCCCCCUUUCGUCAUCAGCGAAUCCGAGUUCGAUGAGGAGGGGGAUGAAGAGGACGUAGAUGGCGAAGGAUAUCCCGUCGAGUGAGUGCUGUAUUCAGUCUUGGCUAGUUGGGCGUGGGUUCUUGUUGCUUAUCAGAUUUGGCCGUCCUAGCUGCAUGUUUGUUCCUUACCCCUUCUGUCUAAAUUGAACCGUCAUGUUAGAAUUAUAGACAGAGGCAGCUGUUUUUAGCAGCUUUCAGUAUUCCAGCCCACGGACUGCUGUGUGUGUAGGAACCGUGACGCGCACCCAUGAAUUAGUAGACUUGCGCAGUAUCUGUUGCACCCUCUCCUCCCGAAACCCGUGUCAAGACAUAGUCAAGGAGACCGGAGACGGAGUUAAGCGUAUUGGUUAAUGAAGCCAAAAAACCCAUCUACGCAUUCUGUACACGCCUGAUCCGCGUACAAUGGACUGGGUGCUCACAGAAGCAAGGAGCAACCGCAUGCAGAAGAGGAGCCAUUGCACUCUGACUCCGUCCUGAUGGGAGGGCCCAAUUGUCCUGUCAGUUGUCAUUCAUUCAAACCACGACUUUUGCCACUUAGAAGUACAGUAGGUGGGCUAACUCAUGAAAUGUCAACCGAAAUUCCGAAAUCCGUUUUCGUUUCGAAAAAAUUAAUUAAGUUGGGUCGUAAAACUAGUCAGCCUGCAACAUAAUUCUACCAUAAUUCAGCUACCCCAGGGUGCUGGCUUUCGAAUGAACUUCCUUCCAGCUGUAUGCAAGAACUAUACUAUGCAAAAAUGAUUACUUAAGUGGCAUGAAUUUUGCCCAUUGAUUUUCGAUGCCCCUAACAGUCCAAUUAUAUUUCACGGAAAACAUGCAUAAAGAUAUUCAUUCUUCCGCACAUUCGGUGUAAAAUUACGUCGUCUUUCAAUUUUAUAUUCGAAGGAGGGACAUAAUCCGGUUUUCAAAAACUUUUCUUAUUCCCGAAGAAUUUUGAACCCGCUCUGCCGUUACACUUGCAUUCAGGGUUUCCAAACUACAUGUCAUGUAUUUUCCGCUUACGGAAAUCCACACAUUCCUUUACGCUAUUGAGGGGGGACCAUAUAGGGUCCAUACAAUUUUGCAUUGGCUUUGAUCUAUAUUGUUAACUUUACAAGCCACAUUAGCGAAUGCAGCUGGUCAGUCAUCUGAUGGGGUGAUUGUACACAGGUGACUUGCAGAGCUAAGCAGCCCGUCUGCGCGUUACCCCCACACACGACCUGACCCUCUGCACAGCGCACCAGGAUUUCACAUGAAGGGAGUCUUUGUGGCUCGUGGAGCAUACAACAAAUCCGAAUAAGUCACAGCACAAGUUGCAAAACCCUUCAGGGCCUAUUGAAAUGCUAGGAGUGUAUACACCUGGAAGGUUACCCACUGACAUUGAUACCGCUGUCGCCCUGCCGGAUCAGGUUAAGGCCACAGUGGCCCCUUCAUUACCUGCUUUUUUCCGCAUUCGUGAGGUCGAAGACUUCCAUGUGGAGCUGGAAUCGGCAUGUCUAUAGUACUUGCGAGUGGGUCGUUUUGUCGGUCCUUUUGGCCUUGUCCCGCCAUUUGAAUAGGGCACGUGCUUGGCAAGAGAGAAGGCGAAUGAAAUAAAGGAUGCGCAAGCCGCUCUCACCAAUGCCCAAUUUGGACACAAAUCAGCACAGCACCCCUCCCUACCUCCUUCCGUGGUAAUGGCUGGGCCUGGACGUCUUCCUUGGAAGACGUAUCGCACAUGAAUGACGCUGAUCGUGUACUCGUACGCAAAUGAUAAUACACAAUUCAAGCCUGGAAUAAGUCAUCCCAUUAAUCAUAGCACGUGCAUUCUAACGCUGGUUUAUGGCAUGUGCUCAAUUUCGAGAACAGCUACUGUGAUCUUAUAUAAACUCCAAGUGACCACGUUUUUCGAAACACUGUGAUCCAGCAAAAUAAAUCACAACUACAUUUAAAAACUAAGAUAAUCGCAAAAGCAAAGUACUAAUUCCCCUUUAAGUAAGUUAGAUCGAACGUUUAGGACUUCUUUGUCCGGACACCUGAGAAAAUGCGAUGCAGAGAGGACUGCGGAUUUUCGACACACGGGGAAUGUGGCUAGAAUCAACUGGACCCCGACGAAACUACUACACCGACAUUCGGUCGAAAUUCAGUAGAUGUGCAUCGUUCGGUGGAAAUUGACCAGUGAAUUCUGGCCAGUAAUGAGGUGCAAAAGAACGAACUUUGUCAUUUAGUCAUAAAGGAUUUUUAGUCUUCUUCUGCCCGACGCGCAAUUAAGAUUUCCUUUCAGUUAAACCCGAUUCAAACCUAUAUUCCACUUAGGUCGCGCGUUUUCUAGUAAUCGGUUUAGAGCCACCAUGCCAUCGGCUACCUGAGUCGUCUUGGGUUUCAGUGACGCUCUCAGACCUUAGUAAUUCUUUUUCAAGUAACCAGUAUUCUCAUAAGAAGGUCCCAGCACUCCAUGGCCGAAGCACGAGAAACGGUCUAUAAACCUGGAUGUUGUAAUUGAGCCAUUUUCGUUUCCCCUUAAGCCGGUACGUUCAGAGUGCCAGAAUGUAAUGCCCUUUAUGAUUCCAUUACGCAUUUACAACAUUCGAUUAGUGGGAUGACAGCUCGCUGUUCCGUUUGGUCGAUGUGUAUUUUUUUUAAAUUGCGCUGUCGGCGAUUAGUGGCGUCAAUCCCUACGCAUGAGAAUUAGUGUUGUUUUGUGGAAAAUAAACAAAUUCCUGUCCGUGAGCACAACAAUUGUCGUAUUUUUGAGGAAAUGAGAGACAUGGGGAUAUUUCCCGCUUUUCAGUGCCUUCCGUCUAUUAGUAUACGAUUUUCUUUAUUCCUGGUUUGAUUAAAGGCCUCUUAUUAGUGUUUUGAGUGUUUUAACCAUAUUUUUGCCUGCUCUGGAUAUUAAACCCCCAUUUCAUUUGUUAAUUUCAGGGAACAACUGUUGACUCAAAAUCGCUUCCGAACUCAUACCACCCUGAAUUUGAAGAAGAACGCCAGUGAUGUUGAGACCCUGUAA
This is a messenger RNA of Spirometra erinaceieuropaei, 9564 nucleotides long. NCBI's taxonomy places the organism in Eukaryota, Metazoa, Platyhelminthes, Cestoda, Diphyllobothriidea, Diphyllobothriidae. The record is from the annotation of a GenBank genome assembly.